This is a messenger RNA of Moneuplotes crassus, 1099 nucleotides long. NCBI's taxonomy places the organism in Eukaryota, Ciliophora, Spirotrichea, Euplotida, Euplotidae. The record is from the annotation of a GenBank genome assembly.
UAAUGACAUACUUCGGCAAAAUGUGCACAAAAAGUUCCAAAGAAUGCGGAAGAUCUACAAAGAAGAUAAGAAAUGGAAGAAAUAUGGCAUAUUAUCCUGCUUUGGCAUCCCUAAACCUCAGGAGAAGAUAAAGAGCAUUUUUGAUAGAGAAUUUUCUAUUACAGAUAUGAUUGAAAAAGAGAAGAAAAAGGAACACAAGAAGAGUCCUUUAGAGUCAAGAGACAGAUUACGUCCUCAAGCUGUCAAACGGAAGGUGAACACCAAUAGAGGAAAUGCUAGAUCUUCAAACCCUAAGAAAAAAUCGGAGGAACUGACCACUACUAACGUAAGCGAAAUGAAAUUCUCAACGCAUAUUAAUAAGCAUUUAAGAGUUUCUAGCCAGCCUAAUAUAAAGACAAGGUAUGUUGUCAAAUAUCUCGACCGCUUUGAAAUGCUGAGGAAGAAGUUAAACCUCAAAAUCCCAAAGAAAGACAAUAAUGAGUCUCCCUCGAUUAACUUUCACAGAAGGAGUCUCUUCGCUCAAUAUGAAGAAAAUGACGAUCUAAUCCCCUCCGAGCAUGGAAAUAACUGUAUUGAUUCUCAAGAUAAACCAUGAAGUAGGGAGCUCCCAAGAAAUAUUGGUGAGACCACUCCAAAAGUAAAACCAGAAGCUUCAAAGAAGAUGUCAGCCAGUUUGUACAAUAAGAAAUAUUUAAAAUAGCCAAAGAGCCAGUGGAAAUCACCAAGGGUCCUUGAAGUAUACUUUUUAUGAGAUUCCGAAGCUUGACUUACGACUGGACAACCUCAAGCAAGUGAGGACGUCAAAGAAUAGAGGCUCUGUAGACACUGCAAAUUGAUCUAUGUCUUACUUUGACCGGAAAUCAGGCAGAAUAGAAGGUAGAAUUAUUAACUCCAAAUUAAAGACUAAAGAGCUUGCCCAAAAAUACCUUCAAAUAAACCAAAACAAAGAUAUUGCCCUCGAGCAAUGGAAUAAUGAGGUUAUUAAACAGAACCUGUGGAAGGUUAAUAGACCUAGAGAGUUCACAAACCUUGGAAAUAUUGAGAGAUAAAUACGACCAAGUGGGAUAUAUUCCAGUUCGUUGUUCUAGUCUCCAUUUGA